CUUGAUAUGAGCAGAAAUGAUAACAGGCACGUUCAGACAUGCAUGACAGCAGAGACACAAUUGAAUUGGUCUCAUUUCACGUAAUUUUCCAAUUAGAUUUAUAAAGUCAACAUGUAAAUUAUUCUGCUAAAUUUUAUUCCCAGCCCAAAGACUCCCUGGUCAAUCGCUUCGACAGUUUUGUGACGCAUGAUAGUCCACCCAGCCUGUAUCCAACUGGUCUUUUUUGUAGGUAUUUUUUAGGUCGUUUUGUGGCUGGUAUUUAAAUAAUACUGACCAAUCGUAGUCGUUAGGUUAAUUUUGGUUCUGCUUAGCCUGGUGCUGCAGUGCUCGGUGUGUGGAGCUGGUGCCGCUAUUUUCAGCUCAAUCGCGGAAGAUGCAAUUGUAUAACAAGAGGUCCAAGAUUCAAUACUCAAUGAUAACGGUUGUCAUUCAUUAAUAUUGACUAACGCGACUCGAAAAUCACGCACACUAACGCAAUAUGAGAUGAAAGUAAACAGGUCCGGCGAGCUUUUGGUAUAGUUAAGCGAGAGUCACACAUGUUUAGAGCGAAAUGCUAAAUUUAGAUAGUGCCAAUACUGUCCGCGAUGCUGAUGAGCUGGAAACGCCACCUACGUUACCUCGGCCGCUACCUCAGCCCGAUGAGGAGUCGACGCAGCUGCUGGCCGAGCAGAGCGAACGACCAAAUGUUACGAUUAAGCCACCUUACACGGCCCCCUUGGCGCCCUUCGAUAUGGAACUGGUAAAGCGAGCUGGCUUAGAGGGUAAGCUGCUGCCUGAGCAGAGCAUCUGGGGAGGCGUGAUAAAACAAAACCACGACAGCAAUGCAGAGGCCACGGCACGUUUUGUGGAUCUUGAGCGAAGCGGCAAUGUCGGAAAGGCCAGAAAAUCAUCGACUGAAUCACUGAGCUUGCACGAGAAACGCGCUCGAUUCGCUGAGAGCGGCUUAUCUACACAUCAACUGUCAGAUACUGUGGGAUCACUGCCCAACGGCAAAAACUCCACCUUAAAUCCGACGAGUCCUCUACUGCGAAUGUCUGAACCCACGGAGAGCUACGAUGAGCGCGAGUGUAGCUGCCCGCGCGAAUUUUAUCAGAGAGCCGAGCUAAACACCUCGCUUUUCUUUGCGGACUGCACACGCUCCAUAGAUUUUGUGCUGGCCUACAAGACCAAUGCCAACGAGGCCACGGAGGAGGAAUAUGUGGAAAAGCGGCGCAUCUUCCAGGAGAAUCUGAUACAUCAAGGCCUCGAGGUGGAGCUCAGUCAAAAAGAACAAAUUUACUUUGUCAAGAUACAUGCACCGCUGGAGGUGCUGCGUCGUUAUGCGGAGAUACUUAAGCUGCGCAUGCCCAUGAAGGAGUCAUUAUGUAAUUUGCGCGUAUAUGAAAGAUCAAAUCGUCUACACAAUGCGGCGCAUUAUUUGUCGAAGAAGAUACCUGGUCUGUCCGUGGUCAAUCGUUCCACAAAAAGUGUUUAUUCUAGUCUCAAAACAGUCUGCCAAUUCUUCUUGCGUAAUAUCUAUGUCGACGAGCGUUACUUUCCGAAGCGAGCGCACCGCUUCACAGCCAUCUACAGUCGUGAUAAGGAAUAUCUCUUCGAUAUACGUCAGGAUUGCUUCUUCACAACCGCAGUGCGUUCGCGGAUUGUGGAAUUCAUUUUGGAUCGACAGCGCUUUCCCGCCAAGCGUCAGAAUGACAUGGCCUUUGGCAUUGAGCGCCUGGUUGCUGAGGGUGUUUACUGUGCUGCGUAUCCACUGCAUGAUGGUGAAAUUACAGAGGAAGGCACCAUGCGGGAGCUGCUCUAUAAAAACUGGGCUUCGGUGAAGAAAUGGUAUCGCUAUCAGCCACUGGACGAUAUUAAGGAGUACUUUGGCGUCAAAAUUGGUCUCUACUUUGCCUGGCUGGGCUUCUAUACGUACAUGCUGCUGUUGGCUUCCAUUGUGGGCGUUGUUUGCUUUCUCUACUCCUGGCUUUCACUUAAAAACUACGUGCCCGUCAAGGACAUCUGCCUGCGCUCAAACUCGAAUAUAAUAAUGUGUCCGCUGUGCGAUUGGUGUGAAUUCUGGAAUCUGAGCGAGACCUGCAACUAUGCCAAAAUUACAUACCUCAUAGACAAUCCAAGCACAAUAUUCUUUGCCGUCUUUAUGUCGUUUUGGGCGACGUUAUUCUUGGAGCUUUGGAAACGCUAUUCGGCUGAGAUAACGCAUCGCUGGGAUUUAACAGGCUUCGAUGUGCACGAGGAGCAUCCCCGGCCGCAGUAUCUGGCCCGUCUGGAGCACAUUGAACCCACACGCACGGACUACGUGACCAAUAUGAAGGAGCCAACGGUGCCAUUUUGGCGCAUGAAGCUGCCAGCGACAGUCUUCAGCUUUUCCGUUGUGGUGCUGCUCAUUGCCUUGGCUUUUGUGGCCCUCGUCGCUGUCGUUGUUCAUCGCAUGUCCAUGCUGGCCGCCUUAAAGGUGGAUGGCAGUGGCAUGACCACAUCAAAAGCAAUUGUUCUGGCCGCUGCAUCGGCGGCAUUCGUGAAUCUCUGUUUGCUUUACAUACUGAAUUAUUUAUACAAUCACUUGGCUGAAUACCUGACUGAACUGGAAAUGUGGCGCACUCAAACGCAAUUCGAUGAUUCGCUGACGCUCAAGAUUUACCUAUUGCAGUUUGUGAACUACUACGCUUCGAUAUUUUAUAUAGCGUUCUUUAAGGGCAAAUUCGUGGGGCAUCCGGGAGAAUAUAUUACCGUCUUUAAAUACCGUCAAGAGGAGUGCUCCUCGGGCGGCUGUCUGACAGAGCUUUGCAUACAGCUGGCCAUUAUAAUGAUUGGCAAGCAGGCAUUUAAUACCAUUUUAGAGGUUUACCUGCCGAUGUUUUGGCGCAAGGUUCAAGCUAUUCAGGUUGGCCUUUCCCGUCUAUUUGGCAAUUCGGUUAAGCCUGACAAGGCCAAAGAUGAGCGUUGGAUGCGCGAUUUCAAGCUACUGGACUGGGGCGCACGCAGCUUGUUCCCCGAGUAUCUGGAAAUGGUUUUGCAAUAUGGUUUUGUCACCAUAUUUGUGGCCGCCUUUCCGCUGGCGCCGUUCUUUGCGCUCCUCAAUAACAUACUCGAAAUGCGCCUGGACGCCAAGAAGCUGCUGACCCAUCACAAACGGCCCGUUUCCCAACGUGUCCGAGAUAUUGGUGUUUGGUAUCGCAUUUUGGACUGCAUUGGCAAGCUGAGUGUCAUCACGAACGGCUUCAUUAUUGCCUUCACUUCGGAUAUGAUACCACGCUUGGUGUAUCGCAGCUUAAAGUCAAAAGAUGGCACCCUAAAUGGAUACCUGGACUUCACCUUGUCCGAGUUUAAAAUAUCAGACUCGUCCAAGCUACACAGCUUAGCUGGAGACUUUUCUAACAUAACCACGUGCAAAUACACGGACUAUCGAGAGCCGCCCACAUCGCCGAACAAAUAUCAGCUGACGAGCACCUUUUACAUAAUUUUAGCUUGUCGCUUAGGCUUUGUUGUGUUGUUCGAAAACUUUGUAGCUCUGGUGAUGAUAUUGGUGCGCUGGUGCAUACCGGACAUGAGCGUGGAGCUGCGGGAUCAAAUCAGACGCGAGGUUUACAUAACCAAUGAGAUAAUCAUAGAUCAGGAAGCACAACGCGCGCGCUUUGAACGAGCGAAACGCAACUAUUCAUUAGCAAGAACGACAAGCGUGCAAGACGUGGAUGCUGCCUCUGUAGAUGAACCCAAUUCGAAGUUCAUAAAAAUAGAAAAACUACUCACCGCGAACCUCUCUCAAAUUGAAAUGGACUCAAUUAUACAUGGCGAUAACACGACCACAGGCAUCUCUGGUGCUGACUGCUAGCUUCAAUGCUCUCUUCUCACAACGCUUAGUGAUGCGGCCACAUAUAAUGAUAUUUAAUUUUAAUUGCUAGUUCAACUUAUUUAGCUUAGGCUUGAAAGUGCUUCAUUGUGUUACGCCAGUUCCUUGCAAAAACUUAAUUAGUUAUAUGAAAUGAUUUAGAUUUUUUUAAACAAUAUGGUUUAAAGCUUUAAUCACACAAACACUAUCUCAGUUAUUUCUAAAACAAUCGUGAAUAUUGUAGAUGCAAUUUUUGGGCACAACUGAAAAGACUGAGCACGAAUCUCGUUGAAUCGAUAUUGUUUUAGCUCAGCGAGUGCCAAACUAGAAGCGAGCACAAAA
Drosophila hydei is the source of this 4171-nucleotide messenger RNA. It is a transcript of the gene subdued, whose product is annotated as anoctamin-1. Gene Ontology annotation, molecular function: protein dimerization activity; chloride channel activity. Gene Ontology annotation, cellular component: plasma membrane. Bases 551 to 3832 code for a protein of 1093 amino acids. Gene Ontology annotation, biological process: chloride transmembrane transport. Lineage: Eukaryota; Metazoa; Arthropoda; Insecta; Diptera; Drosophilidae. The record is from RefSeq and is a predicted model, not a curated record. The transcript has 15 exons.